AUGUCAAUUAUCUUUAGGGGGCAUACCCAGAAGGUCAUGGCAGUUUCUUUCACUCCUGACGGGCAUCGCAUUGCCUCUGGUUCCGAAGACAAGACGGUCAGAGUCUGGGAUGCGACUUCUGGUGCUUGCCUGAGUAUUAUUCUCGACCACACCAGUGGCAUAAACUCUGUUGUUUUCUCACCGGAUUGCACUACAUUGGCGUCAAGCUCCUUUGAUGACGAAGUCCGGUUAUGGGACGUCCGUAGCUGGGAGAUGGCUGGGAAGCUGGAUGAAUUUGAUGAGGACGUUCACUCCGGCACACUGGCAACUCAGCUACUGGUUCAACCUUCUGGACAUUCUACGGAAAUAACUCCUGUUGUCUUGUCUCACGAUAAACGCUGGCUCGCCUCUGGGUCCCAAGAUUCAACAAUCACGAUAUGGUUGGACUGGAAGGAGAAAUAG
Fusarium graminearum PH-1 is the source of this 441-nucleotide messenger RNA. RefSeq lists its product as uncharacterized. Bases 1 to 441 code for a protein of 146 amino acids. Gene Ontology annotation, molecular function: protein binding. The transcript is spliced from 2 exons. The record is from RefSeq and is a predicted model, not a curated record. Lineage: Eukaryota; Fungi; Ascomycota; Sordariomycetes; Hypocreales; Nectriaceae.